GCGGUCACGUGAAAGCCCCCGUCACGUGACAGGAGUGGACCGCAGCAGAAGUAAAAUGGCUGCGACCGGGGAUGAAGCUGCAGCAAUGGACAGCAUCUCCAGGGAGCCAGCGAGCCUCUCGGCGACACUGAACGCCGCCGGCAGCAGCGGGGCGCCGGCGGAACGCCUGGAGGGGGAGGCGAAAAACCCGGUGAUCGCUCCGAAGAAAACCGGCGCCAACAGUGAUGGUGGUGUGGAAACUGCAGAGGAGGCUGUGGAGCCCGCAGAGCCAGAUAUCAACGAGCUGUGCUCCGAUAUGUUUGAAAAGAUGGCCGUCUUCCUUCAAGGAGAGCUAACAGCCACCUGUGAAGAUUACCGUUUGUUGGAGAAUAUGAACAAGCUUACAAGUCUGAAGUAUAUGGAAAUGAAGGACAUUAGUAUCAACAUUAGCCGCAACCUACAAGAUCUCAACAACAAGUGCUCCACUACCUCCAGAGAUGUACACCUGAAGUUAGAAUCCCCAGUUUUCUAUCUUGCUUUAAGACCCAUAGGGCUUCAGUCACAGUCACCCAUGCACACACGCAUUCACACACUGACGGCGACUCCGCUGCUCAACACUGGAACAAUAUGGGGUUCUUUGCCCAAGGGAACUUUGAUCAAAUACUACUCACAGUAAAUUAGGGAUCUUGUGAAAAACUCACAAUACACAUAGUGUUUGUUUGACUUCACAGAUUUUGGGAUAGGGGGAUAAAUACCUCAUUUAUUGUUUUUCACACAAUACUCUCACUGGUGUCUUACUUUUUCGAGCAAAAACCAACAAAAUCUAAAAGAAAACCUAAUCAAUGUAGCUUCAGUGUCAUUCUGUUGGUAUAAAAGUUGAUUUUGUCAGUAAGUCAUUCCAAGUUCAUCAUUCAAACAGACACAAAGACGUCACUCCACCUGAUCAUAGCACCUUCAGGUAGAUGGUAAACAGUCAGAUGCUGCAGGUGAACUUGGUGAGUCUCAAAGUGUCAUCAGGAGACUCAUCAAGACUCAGAACUGGUGUCAGAGUUUGUGACAGACUCAGGAGUGAAGCCCCCCCUAGCGACAGACCACAACCAUGACCAGAACCUGAAGACCUUUGACCUCAGACAUGGUUUAGCAAACGGCACACAGCUGUAGGCCGUUUUCCAGAUGUGAGGGUUUUCAAGGGUUUACAUUCACAACCGACUCCACUGCUUUGACUGGAAUAACAGACGACUGUUGCAGGUGACUCCACUGACACCAAGACAUCACUGUGAACGUUUGCAGUAGACCAUGUGACCUGGACAAUGUAGCAAUGGUCUACCAUGCUGUUCACUGAUGGUCACCUUGGACAGAAAUGAUGAUCGUCUGGAUCAUCAUUUCUGUCAUCAGGGUUGGCUUUGGUGUAGGAAGUAUAACAGUCUCGACAGACAUCACCAGUCAGAGCUAAACAGAUUUGGUAGAUGAACCAGUCACUGCAUGUUCUUAUAAACACAUCAUAGAACCAUCAUCCACCAAUUCCUCCACAGAACCCCCAACUUAUUGUUCAGGGAUGGUAAUGCUUCACCACAUGGAGCCAGAGCUGUCCCAGCUGGACUUCAGGAAGAGGGAGUGCCUCAUAUGGUCUGACCAGCAAUGACCUCUGACCUGAACCCCAUAGAGCACGUCUGGGACCAGUCACUGGAUGAUUGGACCCCACCCCCAAGUGACCUGGCAGAACUACACGUAGAACCUGUGGAAGAAUAGAGCACAUUGCCUCAGAAUAACGUCAUGAAUCUCGUGAGGAACAUGAGAUGUCUCUGUUGUUGCUACAAAUGGAAAAAAAUAUUGACAUGGUCAAUUUUUACUAUUUGGGACUGUCUUGACUAUUUUCUUCAUUUUUAGGGUAAUAAAUAGCAAACUAAUGAAAAUGGUGUUUCUUCUUAUUCAUUAUUACCAUAGUAAUGGCAAAGGGAACUUUUACAUAUUUUUUUCAAAUUUAGACCAAAUAUGAAAAGCACUCAUGGAAAUAGCAAUAUUCCUAACUUAUCGUGAGUAGUGUAGGUCAACCGCUCUAUGUAUCCACUGCAUCCAUAUUUAAGUUGUGUAUUUUUUCUAAUACUUGAAAACAUUGUAUAUAUUAAACUUCUGGUUGUUCA
Oryzias melastigma (Indian medaka) is the source of this 2120-nucleotide messenger RNA. RefSeq names its product biogenesis of lysosomal organelles complex-1, subunit 2 (gene bloc1s2). The coding region runs from base 56 to 655 and encodes 199 amino acids. Gene Ontology annotation, biological process: lysosome localization; endosomal transport. Gene Ontology annotation, molecular function: gamma-tubulin binding. The transcript has 4 exons. The record is from RefSeq and is a predicted model, not a curated record. Lineage: Eukaryota; Metazoa; Chordata; Actinopteri; Beloniformes; Adrianichthyidae. Gene Ontology annotation, cellular component: gamma-tubulin complex; BLOC-1 complex; BORC complex.